AUGAAGCUGGUAUUCGCAGGGGCUCUGCUCUCCCUCCUGGCCGGGCACAGCUGGGCAGACACCCGGGCCAUCGGAGCUAAGGAAUGUCCCCGCAACUCACAGCCCUGGCAGGCUGGCCUCUUCUUCCUCGGCCGGCUCUUCUGUGGGGCAACGCUCAUCAGUGACCGCUGGCUGCUCACGGCUGCCCACUGCCGCAAGUCGCACCUGUGGGUCCGUCUCGGGGAGCACCACCUCUGGCAGUGGGAGGGUCCAGAGCAGCUGUUCCUGGCCAGAGACUUCUUCCCCCACCCCGGGUUCAACAGCGACCUCAGCGCCAAUGACCACAACCAUGACAUCAUGCUCAUCCGGCUGCCCAGGCGGGCGCGCCUGGGGCCUGCAGUGCGGCCCCUCAACGUCAGCGAGACCUGUGUCUCCCCGGGCACUAAGUGCCUCAUCUCAGGCUGGGGGGCGGUGUCCAGUCCCAAGGUGCAGUUCCCGCUCACGCUGCAGUGCGCCAACAUCAGCAUCCUGGAGCCCACACUCUGUCACUGGGCAUAUCCGGGCCACAUCUCGGACACCAUGAUCUGUGCCGGCCAGUGGGAAGGGGGCCGAGGCUCCUGCCGGGGUGACUCUGGGGGCCCCCUGGUUUGCAACGGGGCCCUAGCGGGCGUGGUGUCUGGUGGCAGUGAGCCCUGCUCCAGACCCCGGCGACCCGCCGUCUACACUGGUGCAUGCCACUAUUACGACUGGAUCAGGAAAACCAUAGAGGAAAACUGA
This is a messenger RNA of Fukomys damarensis (Damara mole-rat), 756 nucleotides long. It is a transcript of the gene Klk9, whose product is annotated as kallikrein related peptidase 9. The record is from RefSeq and is a predicted model, not a curated record. NCBI's taxonomy places the organism in Eukaryota, Metazoa, Chordata, Mammalia, Rodentia, Bathyergidae. Bases 1 to 756 code for a protein of 251 amino acids. The transcript has 5 exons. Gene Ontology annotation, molecular function: serine-type endopeptidase activity. Gene Ontology annotation, biological process: proteolysis.